GCCGCCCAGACAUAAAACUUGAAGAAGAAAUUGGAGACAAGUCACGUGGUGAAUUAAUCUAAGUGAAAUGUUUUAUACGAACUAAUUUUAUUGUUAGUUUACGUCAUAUGAUUAUUUUUUAUUUGUGAUAGAAUUACGAUGUGAUGGCCACUUAAUACUAAAAUCGGGUGCGUUCCAAAUCGCUAAAUUAUGCACCAUUGUACGCCGUUUUGUAUUAGUGCGUUCACACCGUAAAUUCUAGCCUGGUUGUCAAUGCAGUUGUACUCGUGACAGGCACUAACGUUAUAUGAUAAUCUGGUGAUUUGUUUCAAUUUAUUACUUAUCAUUCUUUUGUUACUUCAUUUUGGAAACUAUUUGAGUUUCCGUCGCAGCAUAGAUAUGUCACGGCCUCUGUUUGGCGGUGCGUUAUCAGCCGUUUUCCCUUCCAGUGUUAUGGAUAUCAGUGAACUGAGACAGAUCCCUGAUAACCAAGAAGUGUUCGCUCACUCUCAAACAGACCAGAGUAUUAUCAUUGAACUGCUGGAGUAUCAAAGCCAAGUGCAGGAUGCUGACGCAGCCAGGUAUCACUUUGAAGACGUGGCUGGCAGUAACAAGGCGAUAGAGAAUGGCACAUGGGAGGUCAGAGUGGUGGAACAGGUUCCCCAGUCAGAGAUCUCUAUGCAGGAAUGCAGCUCUGCAUGGCUGCUUUCUGGAGCUCAGCUUGUUUCUAAAUUCAAUGAGGAGGCAAAGAACACUGUGAAUGUCCAUCAGUGCUUGUUUCGCCUACCGCAGUUCACCACUGACAUCUUAAUGACGUUCAACGAUCCUGUUUUUAUCAAUCCCCUCAGCAGCAGUGCCGCUGGUAAUAUGGAAGCUAUACCAUGGACACUACAAGACUUCCAGGGUGUUCUGCAGUCCUUGCGUCUACUCGACUCUGGAGUGUUCGGGUAGUUGCUUAAUGGGGUCUAAAUUAAAAAAAAAACUAAAAAAAAAAAAAAAAACCUUUUACAUUAAUGUAUUUUAAAAGCUAGACUCUCUGAGAUUUUUGUUUCUUUUCUUUGCAUUUGUUUGAUUCAUAGAUUUGUUAUGUAAAUAGAGAAUCUUGAAAUGUAAAAGAGAAAUAAAAGAUACUUAUUUUUUAAUAAGAAAGAA
Molecule: messenger RNA, 1131 nt
Organism: Danio rerio (zebrafish)
Lineage: Eukaryota; Metazoa; Chordata; Actinopteri; Cypriniformes; Danionidae
Source: RefSeq, a predicted model, not a curated record